Pseudopipra pipra is the source of this 4337-nucleotide messenger RNA. RefSeq names its product Sp7 transcription factor (gene SP7). The record is from RefSeq and is a predicted model, not a curated record. NCBI's taxonomy places the organism in Eukaryota, Metazoa, Chordata, Aves, Passeriformes, Pipridae. Gene Ontology annotation, biological process: regulation of transcription by RNA polymerase II. The coding region runs from base 2907 to 3902 and encodes 331 amino acids. The transcript is spliced from 2 exons. Gene Ontology annotation, molecular function: RNA polymerase II cis-regulatory region sequence-specific DNA binding; DNA-binding transcription factor activity, RNA polymerase II-specific.
GGGUGGGGAACCGCAUUCCCAGUGCCCCCAGUGCUGCAUUCCCAGUGCCUGCCUGGACCCAGUCCCGGUGCCCUCAGUGCCCAUUGCCAGUGCCUCCAGUGCCCGCUCCCAGUAUUCCCAGUGCCCACUCUCAGGGCCCACAGUGCCCAUUCCCAGUGCUCCCCACUCCCAGUGCUCCCAGUGCCUCCAGUGCCCCCCGUGCACACACGGCAGUGAUUCGGGGCUGGUUCUGCUCCCUCCUGAGGGGCUGCAGUGCCCCCGGCCCAGCCCCCGUUGUCACCACGGGAGGGGUAAGGGGGGGCUGCCGCGACCCCUGCACUAGGUGGGGGUGUCCCCUGGCCCUGGGGACCAGGAUGGGGAUGGGGACGAGUCCAGCUCUGCAACCUCCGUCCUGCUGAGACCCCCCAAACUCGUGUCAUGGUGGGGGGACUCACGUCGGACUCUGAGCCAGAGUGAAAAAUGGGGGUAAAUCAGUCAAAAGGAGGGAAGGAGAGAUGGGAAGAAGGGAUGGAGGGAUGGAGAAAGGAGAGAAGGAGGGAUGAAAGGGAGGACAGGCAGAUGGAGGAGGGGUCGUGGGGCUGUCGGGGGUCAGCGGACGGAGCGAAGCCGAGCCCCCCCGGGGGAAGGAGCCCCCCCGGGGGAAGGAGCCCCCCCCCCGCUUCGUGUCCCCCGCCCCCGCGAGGACCCGGCGUCCGGCCGGGGUAUAAAUACCGGGUAAUUGCGGGGGCCCGGCGCGGCCGCGGGGCCGUGGGCGGCCGAGCCCGGCGCCGCCCUGUAAUCAGCCCCCGCCGCCGCCCCCCCCGCGCGGCCGCCCGGCUUUGAAGGGUCCCGGGGGACACAGAGGGGUCCCCACCACCCCCAAGCCUUGGGGAGGCCCCCACCCCAAUUUACACCCCCCAUCUGGGCACCAGGCGUUGGGGCAGCUCCCGACCCCCCCUCUUUGGUGAACCGAAGCCUCGCGGUCCGCGCUGGUGGGAGUCACCCCCCCCAAAGAAAAAAAAAGUAUGGUGUGCCCCCCAAAAAACCCCGUGGGGUGUGUGUGUGUGUCCCCCGCCCCCGCUGCUGGCUGAGGAAGAGGAGGGAUGGAGCGGCCGUCCCAGUUUGCUCCCAGUUUGUGGGCAGUGGAAGCCCCAGAGAGGGGGGGGCCGAGGGGGGGGCCGGUGGUUGUGGCCUUCGGCGGCGGCCGCGGCGCCGGCGGCGGCUCCGGAGCGGAAAGCCCUGAGUCAGGGCUGGGAAAGGGCCCCGCUGGCUCCCGACCGGCCACGGCGGGGGGAAAACAGGGAAAGAGGGAAAUCGAGCAGAAAAAGGGGAAAGAAAUGGGAAGGAAAAGGGGAGUGGAAAAAAAAAAAAGAAAAAGGGGGGAAAACGGAAAGUGGGGUGGAAAAAGAGUGGUUGGAACAAUCCCUAAAUGGAGGGGAAACUGAGGCACGAGGGGGUCCCCAGCCCCAUGUCCAGGGCCAGUCAUGGCCCUGUCUCCAGUCCUGCUCCUGGCACAUGUCCCCUGUCCUUGUCCCCAUCUCCGUCCCCACAGCUGUGUUGCCACUCUCUGCCCCCCAUCCCUGGUCCCCCCAGCCCCAUCCCUGCUCCAUCCUCAGCCCAUCGCUGACUCCUGGCCCCAUUCCUGGUAUCUCCAGUUCCAACCUAGGCCCCUCUCAUCCCCAUUCCUGGCCCCCUCCUCUCCCCAUCCCUGGUCCAUCCCUAUCCCAUCCUUAUCCCUGGUCCACCCAUUCCCAUCCUGGGUCCAGUUCUAUUUCCAUCUCUGCUCCCAUCCCUGGGAUCUCCAAGUUCAUGCUUGGUCCCGUCUCCAUCCCUGCUCGGUUCCUCUCCCUGUUCCAUUCCUAUCCCAUCCAUCCCUGUCCCCAUCCCCAUCCCAGACCCUCAUCCCCAUCCCUGCGCCAUCCUACUGGCACCUUUUGGGGUAAGAGCCCAGGGGUGCCUCAGCUCUCCCUUCUCCCUUUGUCCCUUUCUGCUCUUUCCCCUUCCCAUUCAUCUAUUCCUUCUUCUGCUUUUCUCCUUCCCUCCUUUCCAGCACUUUUCCCAUUCCCAUCCCCUUCCUUCUCCUUUUCCUGCUGUCUAUCCUUCUCCCCCCUCUUCUUUCCCUCCCCCUUUUCCUCCCUAUUUCCUCUUCUCUCCUUAAUUCCUUUCUCUUCCCCUUUUCUUUUCCCUCCUUUCCUUUCCUUCCCCCUCCCCACUCUUCUCCUUCCCUCUUCCCCACAGCCCCCCCUCUUUCUUUCAGCCUCCUCAUCUUCCUCUCUCCACAACUUUUUCUUUGCCUCCUUCUUUCGUUUUUUUUUCCAUUUCCUUAUAUAUUUUUCUUUUCCUUCUCCUUGACCUUUCCCUUUUCAUUUCCUUUCCAUCUUUCCUUUUUUUCCUUUCCCUUUCUUCCUCUUCUCUUUUCUUUCUCUCUUUUUUUCCCCUCCCUAAUUUCAUCCCCUCUUUCAACUCCUUGUUCCUUUUGCUCAGACUCCUUCCCUUCUUUUUCCCUUUCUCUUCUUUUCCUUCCCCUUUUCCUUUCCCUUUUCCUCUUCCCCUUCCCCCUUCCCCCGGCCCCCCCGCCCUCGACCCCCCCCGACGGGGGGCGGUUCGGGGCCGGGCUCCCGCUCCCGGCCCCGGUCCCGGCCCGGCCCAGCCCCGCCGCAGCGGCACAGCGGGGCGGGCGGCGGCCGCGGUGCUCCCUCCCUCCCUCCGCACCGAGCCCCGGCAUCCCGGGACACCGGCACCGCGGGACACCGGCACCGGCAUCCCCGCCGGCGGGACCCACCCCCGGCAUCCCUGGACCACGGACCCGGGAGCGCGGCUGCUGAGCACCAUGGCCGUGAGCCCCCGCUGACAUCACCUCCCCGCACACCUCGGGGUGCUCCCACCGCCGCCCCCCGACACCUCGGGGUGCUCCCAGCGCCGCCCCCAUGGGUGACUCCUACGCCGCCGCCUUCCCCAGCGCCCCGGGGCUGCUCUCGCCCUCCGCCAGCCCCCAGGCCUCCCCCGGCCCCUACGGCCCCGACUACGGCCCCUUCGGCCACCCCUUCCCGGCCCCCUCCGGCACCCAGGAGGUGCUGGGAGCCCCGGUGGUGGUGACAGCCAAGGGACACCCCCCUGGCGACUGCCUGCCGGGGGUCUACCCCUCGCUGGAGAUGCCGCAUCCCUACGGCUCCUGGUACAAGGGCGGCAUCGGCGGGGGGCUGCCGGGGGGCUCGGGGCCAGCGGCCCCUUCCUGGUGGGACGUGCACCCCAACGGGGGCUGGCUGGGGGGGCCCGCGGGCGCCGAGGGGCUGCAGGGCUCGCUGCAGGGCCAGCCCACCCUCAGCCCCCCACUGCCCACCUACGGCUCCGACUUCGGGGCUCUGAACCCCCCGCCUUACACCAACCCCCCCGCCGCGCCCCCCGCCCCCAAACCCAACCCGGGCGAGGCCCCGAAGGGUCCCCGCGGCGGCUCCUUAGGGGGUCGCCCGGCGUGCGAUUGUCCCAACUGCCAGGAGCUGGAGCGGCUGGGGGGGCCCGGGGGGGCCCGCAGGAAGCCGGUGCACAGCUGCCACAUCCCGGGCUGCGGGAAGGUGUACGGGAAAGCCUCGCACCUGAAGGCUCACCUGCGCUGGCACACGGGCGAGAGGCCCUUCGUCUGCAAUUGGCUCUUCUGCGGGAAGCGCUUCACCCGCUCCGACGAGCUGGAGCGGCACGUCCGGACCCACACGCGCGAGAAGAAGUUCACCUGCCUGCUCUGCAGCAAACGCUUCACCCGCAGCGACCACCUCAGCAAGCACCAGAAGACCCACGCGGACCCCGGCCCCCCCAAGCCGCCCCCCGGCGCCGAGCAGCCCCCGCCCGCCGCGUCCCCCCGCCAGCCGCCCGCCUCUCCCGGCAAAGACGCCGGGAGUCCCGAGGCCGGGAGUUUGUUGGAGAUUUGAGCCUUUCAUCCUCCAUCCUCAUCCUCCUCCGCGCCGCUGGGGAUAUUUAUUAUGGGGUGCUGCCCCCACCCCCACUUCUCCCCAAAUCUCCCUCUCCUCCCCCCCCUCCCCAAUUCCUCCCCAGCUCCUCGUUAGCCAUUGUAAUUUAUGUCUUAAAUUAUGGGGGGGCUCUCCGAGCGCUCUGGGGCUCACUGGGGGGGGUGUCAAGGUGAGACCCCUCCCUUCUUUCUCUUCCUCUCCCCCCCCCCCAAAACCUUCUCGCCCCCCCAAAGCCCCACCGGCCGCCUCGUGCCCCCGCACUCAGGGACAGGGUUUGCCCCCUCCCCCAGCCUCGUUAGCACACCCGGUUCGUCGGUGCUAAUGUAACGUGCCCCCCCCCUCUUUUUUAGCUGCCUGCCCCCCAAAAAAAACAGCAAUAAAGGGAUUGAGAGUGGA